AUGUUAGACAGAACUCAAAGUCUCGCCACGUGGAAGCGGGCUUCAGGUACACAGGUGAACUGGAACAAGUCCAAAGCGCUGGUCAUUGGGGAUACGGAUCUCGAGGGACUGCCGGAGGGGAUGGAAGUCUUGCGACGGGGCCAGAUUUAUAAAUACCUAGGCAUCCCGGUCGGAGUGGAAAUCGCCGACGACAUCAAGACAUUCUGGGCAGACAUGAUCGAAGACCUUGAGGCGAAGGUGACACGGUGGCUGGGACUACGAAUGUCCCAACGAGCCCGAGUACGGGUCGCCCAGACCAUGCUCAUGUCCGUACCGCGGUACGGCAUCUUCUACCUGAGCCUCAACAGAGGCAUCCAGAAAAAGUUUGAGCAACUACAACAAAAACUCGCGGGCGGCCUGAACUUACAAGACGUCAGACAAAUCGUCCGCGCCUCGGCGAUCCAAUGGGUCGCGCGGAUGGAAAGACAACCGAACCUGCCAUGGGUACAACUGGCGACUCACUUAAUGGCCAGGGACACAAGGUCCGAAGGCGUUAACCUGACCAAAGUGACGACACCAUGGAAACGGGUGCUGAACGUGCAGAAGCAGAACGUGGCCCGCACGCCGAGCCUCCGUCACAUCUGGGACACAUGGUGGGAAUGCUUAGAGUACCCCGGCAGGUUCGACCAGGCGCCAAUCUCGUUCGUCAUGCCGAGAACGGCGAACGAAGUACUGAAUACGACCUUUUGGUACUUCCCGAGACUAUUCGAGGGGGGCAACCUCCAGACUCGGGGGACGGCAACCUGGUCCACAGACACCUGGAAAGAAAUAGCGGAUGGGGCCUUCGGAGACAUAGACCGGGUCGGGGACAUCUUGGACCCCGUGACAAUGGAGCCCAAGAUGCCAGAGGGACUACAAGGGCAGGAGAGGCGCCGCAUUGCACGAACGCUGCGCACACUCAUCGGCGGCCUGCCACGGGCGUGGACCCAACUUGUGGAAACUGCCCCGAUCCACGAACGACAAAACUGGACACGGACGAGGAAAGCAUUCCAACACUGUCAAAUGAGUUCGGCUCGGGCAGACGGUACAGAAGUCGGGCGCAAACUCGACGCGCUGUACUACCCAUGGGUGUACAAGGCACUCAUCAGACACGAACGGGGAGACUGCACCCUGGACGACAGAAUCGAGGGGAUUGUCCUGACAAUGUCGAGGGCCCUGCGGAGAGCCGUACGGGCAUCAGAGAUAUGGAAUGCGGUGCUCAAGAGGAACCGUUUGCCGAAAACAAACGACCUCCUCUACCGGCUGCUACUCGACAAGGUACUCACGGGUGCCAAAUUGUUAUGGACAGGGGAAGAGGGCGUGGACACAUGCCCACUGGACGGCCACGAACAGACCAUCACUCACCUGUGGAUAGAGUGCGACAUUGCCAAGGCGGUCUGGCAGGAAAUGCGGGAGAUUCACCUCUCGGCAACACGAUCUCGGCGGCGAGGACCAUACAAUGCCCCAAUCCCGACAACCCGAGAGGAAUUGUUGGGGUUUAUGGCGAUCGGCCCGCCGGGGUUGACGAAUCGACACGACAAGGCGAGAUGGCACACACUCUACUCGGAGGCGGUGUGGCAGAUUUGGAAGCUCUACCUCAAUAACCAAUUCCGAGAAGAGAACUUCACGGCACGGGGGGCAGUUCAAGUGUACCGUGGGGCCAUCCAAACAAGAAUCAUGAUGGACCGGGCGUUGAUCUUCAACCCCGUAAGGAGCGACUUUCGCGCAAAGAACCGGGCGGGGUUCACCAAAGUCUGGGGCCAGUCGGUGGAUAGGAUCUUAUAGGAAGGUGUGAGGUGCUUAAGGCACCAAGAGAGACCCCGUG
Messenger RNA from Cladophialophora immunda, 1843 nucleotides. RefSeq lists its product as uncharacterized. Lineage: Eukaryota; Fungi; Ascomycota; Eurotiomycetes; Chaetothyriales; Herpotrichiellaceae. The record is from RefSeq and is a predicted model, not a curated record. The transcript is spliced from 2 exons. The coding region runs from base 1 to 1803 and encodes 600 amino acids.